AGACUCAGUCCUUUGUUUUUGGCGAUAUCUAGAUAAAUCUAAUAUUUUUCAUGAUUAUUUUCGGAUUUGCUAUACGUUUGUACGGACCAAUCACUGAAUGCGUUUGCUGCGCGCUGUGGGCCAAUAAUAAAACGGGAGGCGGGACAUGUCAAAAUGGUAAUAGUGUUUUCGGCAAGUAUAAUUAAUAUAAGAGUAAAUCGCAAAGCGUUUGCCUAAUAUAAAUAUAUAAAUAUAUAUAUUAUAUUUAGAUGUAAGAAAAAAUAAUACAAUUAAAUUCGCAGUGGAACCAGAUUUAUGUGUACCGUUAUGUGGGAUUCUGCGCAGAGUCGAGGCGACGUGAACACUCCCAAAACUUUAUCACAUUACGUAGCGGAGAGACAGACAGAGAGAGAGAGAGAGAGAGAGAGAGAGAGCGCAAGACAAACCAAACCAAACAAGUGGCUUGUGAUCCGUAAUUGACUUUGUUCCGAUUUUAAUUCUGCAGUAUAUUUUAAUAAGUUAGAUAGAUUCAGGUCUAUCAGGCUUCAAGCUUGCAGUCAUGGUGGACCUGAAGUGUAAAAGAUUCUGCAUCUGAUUGUCUCUGAAUCCUGCUUCUUUAUUUACCAUCAAUUUGCCUUUACACUCGGUUGCCAUGACGUUCGGUUCCUGUGCGCUGAGAGAGUGUUUAGUCUCUGCAUGAUGUCAUUAAUCGAGCUCAAACAUGGCGGAGUUGGAUGGUGGGGAACUCUCUGCGAGUCGAUCACAGAGCAGCAUGGCUAACAAUAAGAACAGCACCCUCCGCUGCACCUUCUCAGCUCCUAGUCACAGUAGCUCACUUCUGAGGGGACUCUCUGCUCUGCGAGACCAAGGCCAGUUACUGGAUGUAGAACUCACCGUCAACAACGAAUGCUUCAGGGUUCACAAAGCAGUGCUGGCAUCCUGCAGCAACUACUUUAGAGCCAUGUUCACUGGUGGGAUGAAGGAGUCAAACCAGGCUACGAUCGAGCUUCAGGGCUUGUCAGCACGUGGCCUUAAGCACAUCAUCGAUUUCGCCUAUAGCUCCGAGGUCACGCUCGACCUCGACUGCAUCCAGGAUGUGCUCGGGGCAGCCGUCUUCCUUCAAAUGGUGCCGGUGGUGGAGCUCUGUGAAGAGUUCCUGAAGUCGGCCAUGAGCGUCGAGACUUGUUUAAACAUCGGUCAGAUGGCUGCCAUCUUCAGCUUGUCGUCUCUAAAAGAAUCGGUGGACGCGUUCACGUUCCGCCACUUCCCUCAGAUUGCCGAAGAGGAGGAUUUCCUGCAUAUCCCCCUGGAGCGCCUCGUGUUUUUCCUCCAGAGCAACAAGCUGAAGGGAUGUACCGAGAUUGAUUUGUUUCAUGCGGCCAUCCGGUGGCUUCGGCACGAUGACUCGCGCCGUCCUGCAGCGAACGAGGUGCUGCGGCACGUCCGCUUUCCGCUCAUGCGCUCCUCUGAGCUGGUGGACCGCGUGCAGACUGUGGACAUCAUGGUGGAGGAUGUGUUGUGCCGGCAGUACCUGCUGGAGGCCUUUAAUUAUCAGAUACUUCCUUUCCGCCAGCACGAGAUGCAGUCCCCUCGCACCGUCAUUCGGUCAGACGUUGUUUCGCUUAUUGCUUUCGGGGGCACGCCUUACACUGACAAUGACCGUACAGUGAGUGCAAAAGUGUACUGCCUGGCAGAUAGCACAGCCAGACAGUUCAAGGAGCUGACCGACAUGGAGACGGGCUGCAGCCACGCCUGUGUUUCCGUUCUCGAUAAUUUCGUUUACGUGGUCGGUGGGCAGCAUCUGCAAUACCGCAGCGGUGAAGGCGCCGUGGACAUCUGUUUCCGAUACGACCCCCAUCUCAACCAGUGGUUGCGCAUCAGGCCGAUGCAGGAGAGCCGCAUCCAGUUCCAGCUCAAUGUACUGCAAGGACGGUUGUAUGCCACCGGGGGGCGCAACAGAUCCGGCAGCCUUUCUUCCGUUGAAUGUUACUGCCCCAAGAAAAACGAAUGGACUUACGUGGAUUCGCUUAAGAGAAGGAUAUGGGGACACGCAGGCGCAACAUGCGGAGAUAAACUUUAUAUCUCGGGCGGAUAUGGGGUUUCCGUUGAGGAUAAAAAGUCUCUCCAUUGCUACGAUCCAGGCACAGACCAGUGGGACUUCAAAUGCCCAAUGAACGAGCCACGAGUGCUGCAUGCCAUGAUCAGUGUAAACGAGCGUGUCUAUGCUCUUGGAGGGAGAAUGGACCAUGUGGACCGCUGCUUCGACGUUCUAGCAGUGGAAUAUUACAAUCCGGAGACAGAUCAGUGGACGACUGUUAGUCCGAUGCGCGCAGGCCAGUCCGAAGCAGGCUGUUGCUUACUGGAUAAAAAGAUUUACGUUGUCGGGGGAUACAACUGGCAUCUGAAUAACGUUACAAGCAUCGUCCAAGUCUACAACACAGAGAUGGACGAGUGGGAGAGGGAUCUGCACUUUCCAGAAUCUUUCGCUGGGAUUGCUUGUACACCUAUAAUACUGCCGCAGACUGCCACGCAGAGGUGACUGACUUCCGUAGCUGGAGAAGGUGUGAGCUGAGCUGGCAUGAAGGAUUUUCAUUCAUUUUGUUUGGUUUAAAAACCUUUUCCUUCAAAUAUUUGCAUAUUGUGGGCAUCUGUUUAAUUAUAUAAACUUGUUAAGAGAGAGAGCUGAUAUCCGGAUUCUAGUUUAAUUGGUGCUGAUGUAAGUACGAUGUAAGCUGAGGUUACUACAUAAACAACCUAUCUUUUAAAUUGUAUUUUUCAGCACUUUGCAGCCUGUCACAGUAAAACACUCGAUCCCAUUGCUUUAAUUUAAUCAACAUAAUUAAAUUUGAGAGGUGGCUCAAGACUUUUCACAGUACUGUAUGUGAAAUGCUUAUUAAGUCAGUUCCCAAAUUUGUUGUUGAUCCCUGAUCUUGAUUUGCUUAUUUACAGAUGACCCAACUACGCCCAACUACCCUAGGAAGUGUAGUUGUAUGAUGUCACAAGAUGGCUGGUACAUCAUAAUGUUUUUUGCACCAUGCUUGUAGCACAAAAUACACUGUCCCUUGUUUAAUUCAGCACUCAACAUCACUAUUUGAAAGUAUUAUGCUUCACAUCACAAGAUUGUCGAUAUGGGUUUCCUUCAGGUUUCCUGGUUACCUCCCAUUAAUUAAAACUUGCUUGCAUGUGCACUAAAUCGCCCCUAGGUCUGAAUGAGUGUGUAAAUUUGUGUGCAUGGUGCCUUGAUAUGGACUGGCAUCCUGUCCUGGGUGUAUUUCCAUCUAAGUACAGUCCCCAACAUCCGUUCCGAGAGGUUGUUUGUAAGUCCAAUUUGUUCGUAAGUCUAACAAACAUUGUCUAGGCACUAGGAUUCUAACACAAUUAGCUAUAUACAGUACAAUACAGUACAGUAUUCUUUAGAAUAAGGCUGAUGGUCGAACGAUUCAUGUUAAAAAUUUGAGCAAAAUCUGCCACCUUUUCACCUCGUGCCAUUUUCUCAAUUAUUACUGUAUAUCUCCAUCCUUAUUACUUGGCACUUUCGCGAUUGAACAUGUGCAAACAUGCGAAUGUUCAUAUGUAGGGGACUUGCUGUACUUAUCACGACAUUAGAUUUUAAGAGUUGUCAAUAUGGUGGGAACAUUGUAUAUUUUUUUAAACAAACAAAGAACAGCAGUGGUGGUGUUGAAAGAUGUACAGAUGCAGCAGAUGUUGAUUUACUCUGUAUAAUUGAAAAAUGAAGGGAGAUUGUAGCUCAUGCUACUGUUUCUACAAAUACAAGCACAAAAUUUAAUUUGAAAUCAGACAUCAUCUCAUUCCUGUCUGCACUGAUGCCAACAACUGUCUGACCAAUCACAAGCAGGGAAGUUUCAAAUAUAAAUUCCAGGGGCUUUCUUUAUGUUUUCCAGCCUGAACACGUUCAAACGUUCUCACUCGAAAUAUCUCUUUGCUUUGAAACAUCUUUUCCUGUUUAAAGUAUACCACCGGCUUAAGGGCUUGCAAGACAUCAGAGAGUCGAUUUCUACUGUACUGACAGCCGAAGUACACCAUGCAGCUUCUUCUAAAUACUUUCUUAAUGAUGGGACUUGACAAAUGAUUUAUCCAGAUUCUCCAGCAGAAUGAGAAGUGAUUACUGUGCUGCAGGAAUCCAAGCACCUUCUGUAACAGCAUAGUCUGUGUUUUUUUUUUUUUUUUUUUUAAUCAUUAAUCUACUUUGCAAAGUUUUGAGGAGGGUUUUGUGUAUUAAAUUUUAAAUACGUCCCUUCAAAUUAGAUUUGCACUGAUCUAAAAAGAAAUGAUGUCCAUAUUUUAUUUGAUAUCUAAAUGUACUAAGCACAAUACGAUUCUAAAUCCAUGGCAUUUUAAUUCAUCCUUCGGGAACAUCCAGUUCCUCGGUGCGAUUACAUAAUUAGCCGUUUCUCCUCCACAGUCUUUUGUGAUCUCUUACAAAGUCAAUAAGCACACCAGGUUCAUUACCGUAAUGCACUUUAUACCUGACGAACUGAAGACAGCGGUACGAAAUCCAAGUGCCGACCGCGUUUCGUACUUUCACUGUGAUGUUAUAUAUUGAUGGAGGAGCAUAAUGGAUUAACAGAAUGUCUCAACCUAUGAAUAAAUUAUUUGAAUAAAUAAGUGUGUGAGGCUCGAGUAAGGCCGAAUCAGCUUGUUGUUUCUCUCUUUAUUUGAAUGUAUAAUAAUCACCACAGUCUUAAUUACUGCAGAAACAACUGGCUGUUGCAGUGGAGUAUUUUGUAGUGUCGUGUUUCUUCUGUACAAUUUCUAUCUAAUAAGGCACAUGCUUAAAUUUGUACAAAAGCACAAGUCGUGAUCAUCAACUGCUUAUUUUUCCAUCAUGACUUUUGACAAAACUAAUGUUAAACAACUGGCUCAGGAUCUUCUUAGGACACAAGAUUUACAUACGUUGCACAAAAAAGUUUGAAGGUAAUCCUAUAGACUGAUUUAAGGUAGAAAAAAUGUCUGAGACAAAUGCAAUAUAAGGAGCAAGAUUUUUAUUCUUGGUUUCUUUCUUCUAGUUUGGUAUUGCAUGAGUUGUAUUUUAGGUCAUGUACCGUAGUGAUGCUCUAGACAUAUUCAAAUAGUGCAAGCAGCAAAAUGUUAUCCUUUUGUUAAUUUAUAUCUGUUAAUAUAAAUUACAAAGGGUGUUCAGGUCAAACCAGGACUUUUUACUAUGCAGAAUAACUGAACACGGUUAUAAGAGGAAACACUCCAGCAUUUCACUAGUGCUUAGACACCAUAAAAGUAGAAACUUUUCAAAGUAUGUCAGAGACAUUAUUGGACAUAUUGGCCUUCUGUGUCAAAACAUUCCCCUUAAAGCACUUGAGAUUAGCAAUGUUCUGUGCUGGUCAAAGGCAGAGUGCUCUCUCUCUACCCAAAAUGCACUCGCUCGGGGGGAAACCGUCAUUCAAGAGAAAUUUUAUCAAUAGGUCUCGGUUUGACUUGAACACCUCUUGUAGAUGCGCUUACUAGAUUUGCAGAAAAGUGGAUCUUGUUCGCUGGAUUCGAUGUAAUCAUGAGUGAAUCCAUUGGGUUGUUUUGAAUUAUUAGUUGAAUAUAGUACAGUUUCAAACCUGUUUCAUUACAACUUGAUUUGUAAGAUGAACAAAAACCCAUGAAUCAAGGUGCUAAUGCUUUUUUUUUAUUGAAGCAUCACAUCACAACUUCCUGCAAGAAUUUAAAUAUCAUGUUUAGAUUUUAAAGUUUAAUCCAAAUCACUUCUAUUUAUUGCAUUAAUCUUUUUUUUUUUGUACAAUGCAUUUGCAUUUUAUCUUAUGGAUCAAUUAAAUCCAUCUGUUUGUAAAUGUGUAUCUGUCUGUUUAGGCACAAGAUGUUCUUGUACUCUCUAUGGUGUAUGUGCAAAUCACACCAAAUUGUCACAUUCACUUUAAAAGGAACAUCUGUACACCUGCCCAGUCAUGUAGUAGCAGGGAAGAGCUUACAGUAAAACUGAUCCUGAUGUGAUUUGCACUUGUUGUAUCCCAUCUUCUUCCAAGUUCAAGUGCGCAAAAGAUACCUUUUUUUUGCUCACCAUAGUUGUGAAGAGCUAUAAAGGUAUAUGACUUUAAAAAAUAAAUAAAUAAAUAAUCAUUCUUUAUAGAUCGUUUAUAGAAUCGUUCCUUCACUGAAGGUUGUUUAUGAUGUGUAACGGGACUGGUGUACCUGUGUAUCCAAAGAGAACAACAGUUCCUGAAAUACUCCAACACCAACCAUGCCACCAAAGUCACACUUUAUUCACAAUCUGAUGGUUGACGUGAACGUUACUGGGAGCUCUUAACCUGUUUCUGCAUAACUUUUAUGCCACAUGAUUGACUGAUUUGGAUCAUUGCAUGAAGGUCCAUCUGUACUUAUGUUCCUAAUAAAGUGGUUGUCGAAUGUAUCUCCUGAUAUUAUGCUACUGUAAUCUUUUAACAUUUGUCUUGAUCCACAUCUCAGGCUUUUCCAAUUCUUCCUUGGAAUACUUCCCAUAUCGAGCAAGUAUUGUUUUUAAUGAAAUUGCAGGGGAAUGUAGAUAAAUGCAUGGGUGUUAUACUUUUCCCCCCUGUAUUGCUGUGUUCAGAAUGAACGUAAUUAGCAUGUUUUUUUUUUUACGCUUUGUGGUCUGUAAUAAUGUCGUGUCAUUUGCCGUGAAAGAUCACCUAUGUCUGUUCUUACAACCGCUCUCUUUAUUUCUUUUGAGAUCAUUUGUAUUUUAGUUCCAGGUUGCUGUACCAGUUCUGCUAAUUACGUUAUUCGUUUAAUAAAACAAGACAUGUAAAAAUG
This is a messenger RNA of Clarias gariepinus (North African catfish), 6750 nucleotides long. It is a transcript of the gene klhl26, whose product is annotated as kelch-like family member 26. Gene Ontology annotation, molecular function: protein binding. The transcript is spliced from 3 exons. The record is from RefSeq and is a predicted model, not a curated record. NCBI's taxonomy places the organism in Eukaryota, Metazoa, Chordata, Actinopteri, Siluriformes, Clariidae. The coding region runs from base 701 to 2518 and encodes 605 amino acids.